Gryllus bimaculatus (two-spotted cricket) is the source of this 2837-nucleotide messenger RNA. Lineage: Eukaryota; Metazoa; Arthropoda; Insecta; Orthoptera; Gryllidae. The record is from the annotation of a GenBank genome assembly.
ACACACGGCGUUAUGUUUUAACGAGUGUUGGUUAUACUUGAUGCAAUAUCCUUGCAACAUGGUUGUAUUCUUUGGGCCAGAGAGUAGAUAACUUUAGACCGAGUGAGCUGAACGCUAGCUGAACUUGCAUUCGAAUGGUGGAGGCAGAUUGUGUUUACUGAAAGAAAGAAGUUGGGUUACGAAUGAUACGUUAAACUCGUUUUGAGAUUAUUGACUCGCCUAGAAUUGUAAAUCGAUAUAUAGGGAAGUAUUGUGUUAAAUUACUUACAUCGCCAUGCCUUCCAACGAUCCCGAAAAAUUUGAUGGAAUGUUGUUGGCGAUGGCGCAACAACUUGAAGGUGGUGUUCAAGAGCUUUUGGACACCAUUUUUAGUUUUCUUGCUCGCAAAACUGAUUUCUAUUGUGGAGGGGGUGAAGGCGCGGCUGAAAAGCUUGUAAUGGGCAAGUUCAAAAAGUACGAGACGCAGGCAUUGGAAAUACAAGGUAAGAAGAAGGAAGAGAAGGAAGCUAGUGAAAGGAAACGCAAAGAGAGAGCACAAAAGAAAAAAGAGGAGGAGGAAAGGAAAGCAUCAGUGCCCACUGAAGCCACAAUCACUGAACUGACCGAGGAGGAAGCGGAAAAGUUACAAAAAGAACUUAAUGAGGAAAAGUUUGCUAAUAUUCCUUCACCAUCUGAGUUGAGCACAGAAGAAAGUGAGGAUUCUGCCAAAAAGGAAAAAUCUGAAUCUGAUGAUGAAGAUCCAAAGGAAAAAGGAAAACUCAAACCCAAUUCUGGCAAUGGUUGCGACUUACCAAAUUACAGGUGGACACAAACACUCUCUGAAGUUGAGUUACGUGUGCCAUUGAAUGUAAAUUUUCCUGUCAAAUCAAGAGAUAUUAAUGUUGUUAUAAACAAACGCCAUCUCAUAUGUGGUAUACGUGGACGUGAUCCCAUAAUUGACGGAGACCUCCAUAGUGAAGUGAAAUUGGAAGAAAGCACUUGGGUGCUUGAGGAUGGGCGAUCAUUGCUUGUACAACUUGAAAAGGUUGACAAAAUGGAGUGGUGGAGCCGGUUGACAACAACUGAUCCUGAAAUUAGCACACGUAAAAUCAAUCCAGAACCUUCCAAACUUUCUGAUCUUGAUGGUGAAACUCGUGGUCUUGUUGAGAAAAUGAUGUAUGAUCAGCGGCAACGUGAAUUGGGAUUACCAACAUCUGAAGAACAGAAAAAACAAGAUGUGAUAAAGAAAUUCAUGGAACAACAUCCAGAAAUGGAUUUUUCCAAAUGCAAAUUUAACUGAACGUAAAUAUAUUUAGCUGCUUUCCUGUUCAUUUGACACACAUGAAGGAUUUAUUUGCAAAUUUUGAAAGACUGUUUAAAACUGUCAUGAUCAUUGCAUAUUUUAUUAUCUGCAAGGCAUUUUUUAAACGUUUCAAGAAAUUGUAAUGAUGUAGUAAAAGAUGCAGUAAAGCUAUGCAUUUUUACUGCUGAUAGUGUGCUUAUGAUCAUUUUCAAGAAGGAAUCGUGAAGGAAUUUUCAGAAUUCAAGAGGUGCAACUGUCAUCAAUUUCAGCCCCUAUAGUGCAGUGAUAUAGAGCAAGAAACCCAGUUGCUGAAAUAUUCCUUCAAGAUUUGACCAACUCAGUUUUGAAUCAUUGCUAACUGAAAUAAUACAAAUUAUUCUGGCAAAUAAAAAUUCAUACUGUAAUUUUUUUUAGUACUGUAUGUGAAUGUGUUCCUAUAUCAUUUGUUGUGUUAUAAUGUCACAUUGACGUUACAUUGUUAAAAUAACUAACCAUUCUGUUCUUAUUGUAUUUACUUCCUGAAAAAUUAUUAGGAAUAAUAUGAAAAUUACCAUUGAUUUGAAAUGUAUCUAAAAUUAUUUCAACUAAAAUAUAGUAGUGGUCUUCAGUGCAGUAAAUUUCAGUUGAAUCUUUGAAUAUGACAUCCAGUGUGAGGUUCUAUAAAAUACGUUUUUAAAUGAACAGCAGCUUUGCUGUUUUUAAUUUGUAGUGUUAUAGUUUUCACAAUUUUUUAAAUUUUCAUGUUAUUGAAAUAGGUGCAUUAGCAACAUUGCAACCCAUGGAUUAAAAAGUUCUGUGAAAUUUCAAUUGCCUGUUCUCAUUAUCACUUAAAACUUCUCGGUUUGUUCAAUAACUUAUUCUGAUUUUUUGAUUCCCAAGACUGUUAUAUAUAUGAUAAAAAUAUUACUUUACUCACAAGACUAUUUUAUUGACUUAUAUCUGAAUUAUUCUUUCUACUGAAAAUUGGGAAAACUGCCUUUGUAUUUUUUAUGAAAGCGGAUAAUCAGUUUCUACAAACAUGAAAAUAUAAAAUAAAAUACAAGAAAUGCUUUCAAAUUUUCAAUAUUGAAUUUUGGGUAUUUGUAGAAUGGAACUUCAAACCACUCUUUGUAGGAUGGAACUUCACUUUUGUAGUUGAACAUUUGCAUAUGGUGGUAAAUAUUUAGGACAUCUUUAUGUAACGUCACUGCACUUAUCAUGUGCACAACAAAUUAUCAUUCAUUGGAUGUUCCAAAAGCACUUGCAAUAAAGAAAAAAUGCUAUCAACCACCAAAUAUUUACGGAAGAAUUAUUUGUUUAAUUUUUAUUGUCCAUCUUAUUUGUCCCUAGCUUUCAUAUUUGUACUAAGGGAGAGCUUGUUGCAAUGGAUUCAAGCAAAGAGAUGCUGGCUGUAGUGGAGACUGUUUAAUCUCAGAGAUGGGUAAAUGAUGGAGGAGAUAGAGGGGAAGGACUACUGAUUCACAAGAGGCAUCAAGCGAACUUUGUGUUUAUUAUGGGCCAUUCAGUUUUAAGAGGUCCGGAAUUAAAUUAGUUGCCUCUUGAUCUUGGAAAAAAA